UGGUGUUUUUUUUUUAAGACUGCGUGUGAAUUUUGCUGCUUCUCAGUUGUUGCCAAAACUUAUCUGGUUGCAGAAAUGUUGUGGAAGAUGAUUUGACGCUUAGGCCUAGUUACGGUCUUGGCCUGGGCACGGCUGGCCGUGAAGAUGUCUGAUGUAGAAGUUAAUACUGAGUCUUUGGAAACCAGUGAUGGUGGAACGAAUAUCCCAUGUUCAAAAAGACAGAAAACUGAGAGCACUGCUACACAAAGUAAAUAUGAUUGCAAUGAACUGCCUGACAAAGAAAAAACUAAUGAUGCUGAACAGCAAAAUGGAACUGAAUUCCCCAACCUACACAGCAAUCACAGCUCUCUGAGAGAGAGCAUGGGGAAUGAAACGUCACCAGUUUCAAAAUUUGAAGAGGACAAUGGGCAGCAUAAUGAGAAGAAUGGUAUUACUGUACCUGAAAACAAUGCUGAACUUGAAAACGAAUUAAUUCUAUUUUAUAAAGAAUUGGAAAAAAUUGAAAAUGAGACUGAUUUGCUUGUUAAUGAAUGUGUGGACGGUUCACAAGGUUCAGCAGGACACAUAGGAAACGUUACAACAAAUAAACAUGAAAAAAACAAGAUUGGUAAGAAGUGCAAAAAGAUUACAAAUGAUAAAGCUCAAACUGUAGGUGACCCAUGUACUGGCAAAUCACAAAUUCCCACCACUGAACACUCAUGUGAUGCACAUUGGCAUACUGUCAUGACCCCCUCAAGGCCUCACUGGAACCACCCGCAAGCUUUCAUAGGACCGCAAGGACCGCUUCUGCCAAGGUUUAAUAUCCCGCUCACUUAUCAAAGGUACAGUGGCUCAUCACAGGGGUCAGUGCCUUUUCGCCAGGACGAACUGUUUUUAAGUAAUGGUUAUGGCAAUGACUCCAACAGAACACCAAUCCAAGCAGAAAACAAGAGUUGUGAUAUUCAGGCAUGCCCCACCAACGACUACACAAUGCAACCUGAGCAUAAAUAUUUUUAUAACUCUGGCGCACAUCAAAAUAUGGAGGGCCGGCCCAAUAUGCUGAGGCCUGGGCUAACUAACUUGUGUCAGCAGUAUCAGAAAACAGAACAGCAUUCAAGACCAGGUAUUGGAGGUAAAGAGCUCGUAUUUAUGCGUGGUCCACCAGGCUCUGGAAAAUCUACCCUUUCGCGGUUGCUAUUAGCUCAAAAUCCUAAUGGUGUGGUGUUAAGCACAGAUGAUUAUUUCUGUCAGAAUGGAGUUUACUGGUUUGACCCCAAUUUCCUUGGAGAAGCUCAUGAGUGGAAUCAGAACAGAGCUAAACAUUCUAUGAAUGAAGGCAGAUCACCUAUAAUUAUAGAUAAUACAAAUAUCCAGGCUUGGGAAAUGAAACCAUAUGCUCAAAUGGCUGUGGAACGACGUUACAGAGUGAGUUUUCGGGAGCCAGAAACCUGGUGGAAAUUUAAUGUUAUCGAGUUGGAAAACAUUGAAUACUGCAUAAUACAGGCGAUCAAAAUGAGGAGGAAUAAGCAUAGAGUUCCACGUGAAAAGAUCAUUCAAAUGAUGGAGCGUUUUGAGUAUCCCAUUUCUUCAGAUAUAGUGUUAAAUGCGGUGGAGCCUUCACGCAAUAAUAAAGUUUUGCUCGAUCUACAUCCACGUUACAACCAGAGGUGGGAAGGACCUGUUGAUUCUAGUUCUUCUAUCAGUGUUAUGUAUUAUAGAUAGCACGAGUGAUGCUUCAUGAACUGUUGUCAUUUCAAUCUGUACAAUUUAAUGCAAAAUUGUAUCACUGUUUCAUCCCAUAAUGGAUUUGUGAAAAAUCAAAUUUUUAUAGCUGAUAAUGACAGCCCUUUUUAACUUUAGAAUAUGCAGAUUAUACUGAAAGAUAGAAAACUGCUUUUGGAAGAUUUUUAUAUUUUUAAAGUUUUACAUUUAUUUUCAGUGGGUUAGUACCAUGCCAAAGGAAACAUUAUACAUUUAGAUAAUACAGUAAUUUUCAUUCGGUAACCUUUUUAGUUAAAGUAUGAAAUGUUUAUAGUUUUAUACAUGGACUUAUGUGACAAAAUAUGAACAGAAAGUUGGAAUGUAAAAGUGAAUUGUAAUGCAGAGCCUGGUAAUAAGACCAGCUUCUUGAUUUCCCACCAGUUUCUCAUUCCAAUAAUGUUUUUUUUUAAAAAGUCAAGAAGUAUUGACUGACUUGUUAGAAUUGUACAAGAACAAAUGCUAUGCUGAAGGAUCUGAUAGUAGCUUUUAUUGAAGAAAGCAUGUUUAUUUAAUUGGCUUACUGCUGUCCAGAAGUUAAGCUCAACCCUUGCUUUCCAGACGAGAAUAUUCAUGUUUGUGGGUUUUUGCAUGUAUAUCGAGAGGAGAAACCAAAUUUCUUUUUAUAGUUGAAUAUCCAGAUAUCCCAGAUUUACGUGAAACAGUGUGAAAUUCAUUGUAGUAAAUUGUAAUGUCUUCAAGGUAAAGAAAUUCAGAGUUUGGUUAUUAGUUGUGAUUUUGAACGCUUUUUGAUUUGAAUGGUCAAUUUGCAGGUUUAUUUAUAUUUUGGUGUCUUUGAGCAUCAAGUGAUCCUGUAGUAACAGCAUUUGAAGUACCCUGUUAUACCAGUACAGUUUGGCACAUUGCAUCAGAGGCCAUUUCCUAGCUUGACAAACUGUUAAAUUGCUUAAUCAUAACUAGUGUAAUUGAGAAAUUGACCUGUCUGCUGUUCCUUUCCACAAGUAGUUCCUGCCAGCUAAUUAAGGUAAAGAAUUUCUCAAGAUUGAUCUAAAACUUUGGAGUGUUGGUAAUAAAUUAAGUUCUGUGGGCUUUCCCAAAAGAUGUAUAUAGAAAGAUUAUGCUAAGGUUUUAUAUUAACUAAUUUCAGUGAAUUUUUUAACCUAACAUUGGUAGAACCUAUAGUUUCUCAUAAAAUUUGAAGGUAUUGCAAUUAAACAUAAAACUAACAUUUCUGAAAUACUGUGAACUAUAGCUGAAGUAUUUUAAUGGUGUCCAUGGUGCACAUAAUCAAAAUUACUUUAAUCACGGAUGGAUAGUUUAGUUUCCCUAAACAAAUGUGUUCAAAGCUGUCAGCCAUGACUCGCUGGUAGCACUCUCAGCUCUGAGCCAGAAGAUUGGAUUCAAGCAACAGAGACUUGAAUACAUAAUCUAGGCUGAUGCUUUGGGAGUUCUGGGCUGCUGGACUGUCUUUCAGCUGAGACAUUAAAGUGAGACCCCACCUUUAAGUGGAUGGAAAAGAUCCAAUGGCACUAGUCGUAAAGAACAGCAGAAGAAUUUGCCUGGUAUCCUGCCCAAUAUUUAUUCUUUAACCAACAUUACUUCAGAAAAAAAAACAAAAAUACCUGGAAAAACUCAGCAGGGUCUGACAGCAUCUGCGGAGAGGGAUACAGUUAACGUUUUGAGUCCAAAUGACUCUUCAUCAGAACUUUAGAAAAACCUGUUUAUCUGAUCAGUAUGUUACUGUUUAUGACUCAAAUUAGCUAGCACUUUACAGCAGUGACCACACUGUUAUAAGUGUUAAAGUCAUGAAAGGUGCUAAAUAAGCUUGCUUUUUUUUUUCUUUUAAAGUCAUUUUUAAAAAUUCAUUUGACCCUGCAUUUCUUACGUGCCAGCAAAAAAAAAAUAAAGCAAUAUCUAAUCCCAAUGAUAGAAACCAACCCAGCUAGCACUCACCUGGUACUUUAGUACUAAAUCCUAUUCAAGCAGUUACUAUUGAAAUAGCAAAAAUAUCCUGAACUGUUUUGAAGGCCAGUAUUUGAGAGCACUAUCUCUGCAGCUGACCCAUUUAAAAGAAUGAAGAUGUGCACAAUUAUACGUGAUCAUUUUUGGAGUCCGUGAAACCUACAAAACAAUUUUAAUCAAUCAAAAAUAGAUUUGGUAAUCGUUUUAAUCAAGUUGGGAUUGGAUUUUUUAAUAUAUAUUUUACAGUUAAGCGAUUCCUUCUGGUAAAAUGCUAAUUAAGUUCCACAGGAGCUCAGUCACUGACAAAUAUCAAGCUUCCACAGAUGUUGGUAAAUUUACGUUUCUUUUAAAUGGCCUCCUAGUUCAGUGGACAUCCCCACAGUAAGUAUGGUAUAGUCAUACAUUUACUUAUUAACAUUUGUCAUUACCAUAUGAUUAGUACUAAUGUAUUUUCCAAGGCUUCAAGUUUAGACAUAGUUGUCAUGGAGAAUUUUUGCAUAUUGUCAUUCAUUUGUUUGUGUAUAUUGGGAUGUGGUAAAUUUACUGAAAUAACUUUGUACAGGAAUUUGAUGUAAAAGUUUUGAAUUAUAUCUUUAAUGAAUUGUCUAUUAAAAUGUCUCAAGUUAGGCGUAAAAUUCAAUAUUGUGCUGUUGUCAUUAACUACAGUUUGUAUUUUUUUAAAUUAUGGGCAACUUGUUAAAUAAUUGUUCAGCUCAAUGUUUGGAGAGUAUACAUUUUGUAUCAAUCCAAUUAAAAUUGUGUUGUGUUUGUAAAUUUAUGCUGGAGGAAACAAUUAAACUGCAGGGUUAAAAGUU
Messenger RNA from Carcharodon carcharias (great white shark), 4475 nucleotides. RefSeq names its product NEDD4-binding protein 2-like 2. NCBI's taxonomy places the organism in Eukaryota, Metazoa, Chordata, Chondrichthyes, Lamniformes, Lamnidae. The record is from RefSeq and is a predicted model, not a curated record. The transcript has 7 exons. The coding region runs from base 145 to 1701 and encodes 518 amino acids.